AUGAAUUAUCGCCUCCUCAGCUGGACUGUCUACACACUGCUUUUAUGCUUACGUUUACUAUUUGUAUUCAAUCUGCAAUCUGGUUACUUACAUCCAGAUGAAUACUUUCAAAGUAUUGAAAUAGCAGCAGGUGAUAUUUAUAAUUUGGAUGUACUGAGAACAUGGGAGUUUAGCUUAGAUGAUAAAGGUCCUCUCAGAUCUGUGGCUGGAAUGUCACCUUUUGUACAUAUACCAAUUUUAUUCACUAAGUGGAUUUUGGAUAAACUUAAUUCUAAAACUAUACCGAUUCACUACAAUGGAUCUGAUUUGAUUAAUCGUGUCCUACUUCCUUCCCGAUUGAUUACUGUUCUUGGCUCAUAUUUGAUAGAUAUUUUCAUAUUACGCUGUUGUCUACAUCAUCAACCUCGUCAUGAGCGUUUAUUGAAGUUAUCUAGAAUUCAGUACAUCUUAAGUAUUGUUAGAUAUCAUUCUGUGCCGACUGCUUCCCUGUUGUAUGCAUCAUGUGCAUUUGGUGGAAUGUUAAUGUCAGGUCGUACAAUUGUCAAUACAUGGGAGUCGAUUUAUGUUUCAUUGUUUGGUCUAUUAUUCCUUGAAAUCAUGAAGUAUCUAGAUCAGUCAUCUAGUUUCACACUAAAAAAGCAAUCCACUACUACUAUUUUCAUGUAUAUUCAAUCUGGACUUAUUGUAUGGUCUACCUUCUUACGCCCUACUUAUAUAUUAUUUAUUCUUCCUUUAGGGAUUAUUGAAUUGAUACUCUUAAUCAUGAAAUGUAAAGUAAUUUUUAUUCUUCUUCGUCUUCCAGUUAUUGUGUUUGUUGCUCUGUUCAACGUCUUCAUUUGUGUAUUAUUGGAUUCAAUUUACUUUCAGAAUGUCAGUGUACUACACCCCCUUCAAGCUAAUGUCUCACAAUUUCAAUUAAUUUGUACACCUUGCCGAUUUUUCGCUUAUAAUUCUAAUCCACAACAUGUUUCUUCACACGGUUUACACCCUUGGUUUACUCAUUUUCUUGUUAAUUGGCCUUUGAUAUUAGGACCUAUUUUUGUUAUCCAGUUGUUUACUCACCCUUUACAGUACCGUUCGCUUUCAUCUUGUGUUGCUUGGGUUUGUACAGUAUUCCCUACACUGAUUCUAUCUUUAAUACCUCAUCAAGAGGCACGUUUUCUUAUUCCAUGUCUACCAUAUGCUUGUUUUGUUAUUGGUCAAAGCAUAGAUGCUAAAGCAAAGAUUAGGAAAAGGAGUCACUUUUCCUAUAUGGUUGUCAUUUUUGCCAUAUUGUGGUCAAUUCAUCAACUGGUCUUAGUUAUAUUUUAUAGUCAUCUGCAUCAAGCUGGUUUAUUGUCUUAUAUGAAAACUAUUCCGAGCAAUUUAACUGAUGAAUGUGUAAAAUAUGUAUUCUUUAGAACGUAUAUGCCACCUCGGUUUCCAUUGGGUAUAUUUAGAACACAGUCUUCAAAUUCUCUGAUCCAAUCGUGCAAAUCACUCAUCGAUCUAGGUGGAUCUAGUAUAUCAGUUCUGAAUAGUACAAUAAAUGAUUUAAAAGUAAAUCAGAAUUUCUCAGGAAUUAUCAAAUUGAUUUAUCCUGGAUCUCAAUUACCUUUGGAAGGUUUCUCUGUUUCUUCUUAUGGUGAUCUUAUUGAAUUUGAGCAAUUUUUCCCACAUCUCUCUAUGGAAUAUCCACCAUCGAUUUUAUCUGCUGUGAAAGAAUUUGAUUCCACUCAAAAUUAUCACACUCCACAAAAUACAUGUACAAAUCGAAUUCCGAACCAUUUACAAAACGGGGAACCACUUCAUUCUAAUAUUCCACUGCCCAAGUUAACCCCAUCACCACAGAUUAAAAUCAGGUCUCAUUUAUCCAGUAUAAACAAUAAACCAUUUAUCACUAAUACUACUAAUUCUACAUUCCAAUCCAGUAGACUGUUUCCCACUCCACCAUUGAUUUCAUCCAAAUCAACGACUAACGAUGAUGUUGGUGGAUUACGAUCGAAUAUCCCAUUACCACCAAUUCUAUCUGAUAUGGUCAACAACAGAAAAAGUAACACUGAAAAGAAUAGUACUUCAGUGGCGUUGCGUAAUGACACUUCCCAUACAUCUAUCGUUACCAGCCAACGGGAGUAUUGCACUCUAGCCAAUACAAAUAGUGAAUCGUUCACUCUUAAAAAUCUCACGAUACCAAUCUGUUCUGAUUUAAAUCGUAUUCCUGCAAAUGUACCACCUUUAUCCUCAAAUCCUGUUUCUUCGUCUGGAUUAUGUUCAUCACGAUGUUUAAAUCACGAAAGUUUGGAAACUGCUAUAUUGAAUCGGACGUUCUGUUUUGUUAGUUCAAGUGAUGCUAGCAAACCACCUGGGAAAUAUGCUCGUCCAACAUCUAUUCGCCGAAAGCUUCAACCUGUUACUGCACCUCCAGUUUUAAGUCGUGAUGAAACAACUCCCACUUCUACAGUUCAGUUACCCAGCGGAGAUGGAAGUAUUAUGCAAGUUAAGGGUAGCAACACAGUAGAUCGCCGUAUGAAUGAAAGCGGUUAUAUCGAAGAUUCUUGCUCUGUUUCGAAUGAUACAAAAAAACACUCAUACAGAAAGCGUAAAACAACCCAAGUCCUCCACCAAUGUCUUCAAACAGUACCUGUAUCUUCGCCUAAUGUCUCGAGUCAAAUAAUAUCAACAUCUGAUGGUUCUACAUCACCAUUGUCUGUCAGUGUUUCUAAUAAAUCCAAACCACCGGAAACUGGAUUACCUAAUUUGAAUCCCUCUGCUUCAACGUCUUAUUCACCUGCAAAGAAUAGUAGCCACAAUAAUAAUAAUUAUAAUGCAUUAUCCACUUCAUCCACAUUGAAAAUACUUCUCAAAAAAGUAACUACGGCAGUUGGUUGUGAUAGCACUAAUCGGAAGCAUUACUUUUUCGAAAAGAGAAACAUAUACAAAUCUACUCAACAACAUUCCACUUACUCUGCUACUCUCUCAAAGUCAUUGCAUCGUCGUAAACAAAGUUUUCCAAUGAAAAUGCCCAGUGGUUCGGAACAAAUACAAAUACCAGUUUUUAGUCCAAUCUUGCAUCCUUAUGGUUAUCCUAUUGAAAGCGUUGCAUCGUCAGGGAAUGUAGAUGUAAUGCCUACAUUAUCACAUGAAUCAUCCAACUCAUCGUAUAAGUCAGCUAGUACGCUAGACGAUACAGAUGAGGAAAAUGACUUGGUUUUUUUGGGAUUUACGCAUAUCAGAACGUCGCGUAAAAGGCUUCAACCCUCACAGUUUCCAGAGACAAGUUCAACUGCACCAUCCAAUGCUCGGAAAGCUAAACGUCAAAGGCUUCAUACUUCGGCCAAUCAUUCUAGUUUUAGACAUGAAAAGUUAAUAACUUCUGCGUCCAUUCGGAAGAAAUCACAUAAAAACACAAACGUAUAUUCAACAGCUCAAUCUUCUUUCACUACUUCACAUCUCUCUUCAUUACCUAAUUUAUCAGUUACUCUUGAACGUCUUACUGGCUUUUCAGAAUCCAAUCGUGUUGAUUUGCCUUCACUGAGUGUAAAAUUGCCUACUUCCAAGUAUUCUCAUGGUAGUAGUGGACAAUGUGUUACUCCAGACGAAUGCAAUAAUCCUCUUGAUUCGAUAAUUCAAAAUGUACAACUGGAAGAGUCGAGUGAGAUUUCGAUGGAACAUUCAUUAUUGUCUACUGCAAGCUCACCUCUUUUCGAACAUUCUCACAACAAUAAGCCAAAUUCGACUUCAGAUAAACACAAUAAUAAUUCCUCUGAAUCAGAAAGUCAGCAUACUCAAAUCUUAAACUCCGAUGACUUUUCAGUGAUGCACUCACCAUCACUUACUGUAAAUUUACCUCUGUUAGACUUUUCUGCUUACAGCGAACAGUAUAUAGCAUCCGAUAAACCUUGUGAGUCAAAAAACCAACUGGAGAUAAUAGCAAGUUUAAAUAAUUUCCCGACUAUACAUUCAUCACCAAAUAGCUUAAAUCUACUGUCAUCCAAGCAUUCUAAUCAUAUAGAAGGAAAUAAAACGUCGAAUGAACUCAAAAAACCGACUGAGUUGAGAAAACGACGUGAGAUACUUACAACUCUGGAUGAUUUUUCAACGUUAAAUUCAUCAAAAACUGGUUUAAAUUCAGAUCCAUCGAAGAAGCAACUUAAACAACUCAGUAUUCCAGAUGAAUUGCUAACCAUACAAUCACGAAGUGAAAUGGAUGCCGAUGAGAUCCAAGUGGAUAUUUUAACAGGAGAGUUAUUUAUUAAAAAUAAACCAUUAAGAUCUUUAGUUAUGGAUUUAAAGCGUCCGCGAUAUUACCAUCUUGGUUUGGAAACUAAAAAAUCACGUUUACAACCACGAGGUGGUCGUAAUCAACCUUACAGAAAUUCUAAACGUCAACGUCAUUUUUCAAACAGUGCAAAAAAUAUGACCAUUACUCUUGUUGACAAGAAAAUAUUGACGUCGAAGACGACAACGAAGACAACAACAGGCAAAGAAAAACCAGUCAGUGGAGGAUCAGGAGGGAAGAGAAAGAAAAAUGAAAGCAAGAAUAGUUGAUUACACUAGACUUUUUAUUGCCUCAGCAAUCAGAUAACAUUCACAAAUUCAUUCCAGUACCUUAUUUCUUUUUACAUUGUUAACUUUAACAAAUCAUAUACGUUAGGGAUUGACCAUCAUGUACAUAGUCUACCCUAAUUCUAAUCUCACACAACAAGGGAAUUAUGUUGUUGGUUUAUUUCUGUGGGUACCGUUCUUCGCUUAUUCAAGAUCAUUAUAUAUGUGAUUUUGCCUAAUGUUGUUCAUCAGCGUUUUCCG
Messenger RNA from Heterobilharzia americana, 4785 nucleotides. The record is from the annotation of a GenBank genome assembly. NCBI's taxonomy places the organism in Eukaryota, Metazoa, Platyhelminthes, Trematoda, Strigeidida, Schistosomatidae.